UGCCGGACAUGUGCAUGUUGCCGCUGCACUGCUGGCCCCCAUUUUACCAAAGUGGAUGUAACGUGAUUGGCACAGAGCAGCUCGAAUGCUCUCUGGAUGGAGAUAAUCUGUGCCAGCAAGAUGAAACUAUGCAGAGUCCAGCCUUUAUUUCUGUUACUUCUGUUUAUCAGUGCCAUGCCAAGUUGUUGGUGUGCCCAUGGGAAUUAUGCACAGAAGCUCCUAAAUGAUUUAUUCACCAACUAUACUAGUGCUCUGAGACCCGUGGAGGACACAAACACCAUCCUGAAUGUGACCCUGCAGGUUACUCUGUCUCAAAUCAUCGACAUGGAUGAGCGCAACCAAAUUCUGACUGCAUAUCUAUGGAUACGGCAGGUGUGGGUUGAUGCACACCUCAAAUGGAAAAAAGAUGAUUAUGAUGGACUCGAUACCAUCCGUAUACCUAGUAGUUAUGUAUGGAGACCUGAUAUAGUCCUAUAUAACAAUGCCGAUGAUCAUUUCACUGGCCCCAUGGACACCAAUGUGGUGAUCCGGCAUGACGGGCAGAUAAUGUGGGAUUCCCCGGCUAUUACAAAGAGCUCCUGCAAAGUGGAUGUGUCGUUCUUUCCGUUUGAUGCCCAGCAGUGCAGGUUCACCUAUGGCUCCUGGACCUACAAUGGUAACCAGCUGGACAUCCUGAACGCCAUGGAGAGCGCUGACCUGGCUGACCUGGUGGAGAACGUGGAAUGGGAGGUGCUGGGGAUGCCGGCUAAGAAGAACAUUGUUCUGUAUGGCUGCUGUGCUGACCCUUACCCUGAUGUGACCUACACUCUGAAACUGAAGAGGAGGGCCUCCUUCUAUGUCUUCAACUUGCUCAUUCCCUGUGUGAUGAUCUCGUUCCUGGCCCCACUGGGCUUCUACCUGCCUGCUGACUCUGGAGAGAAGGUGUCUUUGGGCGUCACUGUGAUGCUGGCCCUCACUGUCUUUCAGCUGCUGGUUGCAGAGAUCAUGCCCCCCUCUGAGAAUGUACCACUUAUUGGAAAAUAUUAUAUUGCAACCAUGACCAUGAUAACAGCCUCCACUGCCCUGACCAUCUUCAUCAUGAACAUACACCACUGUGGCCCGGAUGCCAAGCCUGUGCCAAAGUGGGCCAAGAAAGUCAUUCUGCAGUACCUGGCCAGGAUGUGCUUUGUUUACGAAGUGGGGGAGAACUGCAUGUCGCCACAGCCGGAGAGGCAGGAGCCUCCGCCUGUAAAGAACAACAACUGCACCAUGAACGGACAAGCUGGGCCUGGCAGGGAGGAGUAUGCGCUCAAAGUGGAGAGAGGACAAGAGGACAUGGAGCAGAUGAUGAGUCCAAUAGGCUCAAUGGGGAGGAACCCCACCAACAACUACAGCACUUGGAAGAAUGGGAUCUUUAUGAGCAUGGACUGCGGUGACUCGCUGGGUGCUCCAAGGAGGAGCAGGAAGGGAGGUGUGAGUGAUGGAGAGAAAACAGAGAGAGACACUGCCUGCCAUGCUCAAGGCCACGAGAAGCAGGUCCUGCGUAACAUUGAGUAUAUUGCCAACUGUUAUCGAGAUCAGAGGGCCACACAGAAAAGAACUGGGGAGUGGAAAAAGGUUGCCAAGGUCUUGGACCGAUUCUUCAUGUGGAUAUUUUUCAUAAUGGUAUUUCUCAUGAGCCUGCUCAUCAUGGGUAAAGCCAUCUAACUGCAGAACUCUGGAGAGAAGUUGGUUUAGCUGUCAUCCAGAUAAAGCACAAGAUUUAUUAUCUACUAAAAGUCCAUGCUGAUUGCAUUGUAUUGGACCUUCUCAGAUUUUAAGAGGAAUAUGGAAAAUACUAUCCAGGAGUUUUUGCUGACAAAGAAAAGCAGAAAAAAAGGUUGUAAUAAACUACUGUAUAUAUGUAUGUGUGGUAUGGCAUGGUAUGUCUGUAUGAUCACGUACUGUCCCACCCUGAAUAUAUCAUUUUCAUUUUUUAUAAUUUUCUUGGUAAUGAUAUUUCUUGUGACAGCUUGCAUUCCCUAACUUUCUUCCUCAUGCGGUGUGAGGGUUAAUUAGCUCUGCAAAGACACAACACAUCUGUUGACAACUCAAUAAACCUUUACGGACUGAGCAAGUGACAUUAGUCCACCGUCGGUACGUUGUCGACUAUUUGUACUGACUUUUGUUCUUUUGCUUGUCACCGGGGUCAGCUUUUACCGUACGAGUUUCCACAAAUCAGCUUCUGUUUAUUUAUAAACAUAAAUCUGGACAUUCACAAAUGAGAUAAAAAGAAGAAGAAACAGAAUUUUGCUUUGAAUAUUUUCAUCCCGAAAUUUGGAAAUAAUAACAGUAAUUCUCUUGUAUGACUGAGGGAUCAUAGCAAGGCCGUUAAAGAUAUUUUGUUUCAGCAGAGCAGUAGAAAAGCAUGAUACAAAGGACAGUAGUAUAACAAAAAGACAUCAAAUGCACACUGAUGUAAUCCUGGAUCUCAGCAGGGCGACUUCCCAUAAAAAUGGGGAAUAGUUUCAUUUCACUGAAAUUGUAUCAUUUACGCGUGAUCCCAAAUAGAGAGGGCAUGAUAAAGAAUAUUCUCAUAAAGGGUUUCUCUCUUAUUGUUAUUUUCUUCCUGUAUAGAGUAUAUACCAGUGAUCUUCAGGACUCUAAUCAGCGGCAUUCAGUUGGUGUCUCCAGUCUGAAUCAAUCUCUGUUAUCCCUGAUAGAAUGAAAACCAGAUGACUCACACACAUCCUGAGGACCAGCGCUGGUGAAGAUAAUGUUAUUUUUAUUAAUAUGUCAUCGAGCACAACAAAAAUGUCCCUUGUGGAAAUUAAUGACAAGUAAGGCACCUGAGACCCAGUAUUUAUCCAUUUAGAUUGUGCCUAUGUGUAAAAGACUGUGGGGUAAGAUGUGACUGAAUGGGUGAAGUGUUUUCUGUUCAGAUCAUGAUAUAAAUCAAAGAGAGAGGACGUUGUGUGGAGAAAUCUUUGAGAUCCUGCACACCCCGAUGGUCUCAAGGAUGAGAGAGGAUCAGUGAUUAGUAGGUCGGGCAAUAGUAUCAGGCUGGGUUGUGUACAUAAAAUCAGAACAAGAAAAAAAUAUUACAAUGUCUUACUGUAAUUCACAUGGAUUAUCUGCUAAAUCCCCUGGGUCAUGACCAUUUGCUUUGCUUGAUGUGUACUAUCCCAGGUCCUUAUGCUGCACACUGGAUUGUGAGUCUUUCUUCCAAACCCAAAGGACAAAAGAACAAACUGUUAGCCGCUGGAGUCGAGCAGAAUUCUGUUUUGAAAUUUUAAUAAAAAGCGCUGAAUAAAA
Myripristis murdjan (pinecone soldierfish) is the source of this 3273-nucleotide messenger RNA. It is a transcript of the gene chrna10a, whose product is annotated as cholinergic receptor, nicotinic, alpha 10a. Gene Ontology annotation, molecular function: transmembrane signaling receptor activity; acetylcholine-gated monoatomic cation-selective channel activity. Bases 97 to 1686 code for a protein of 529 amino acids. The record is from RefSeq and is a predicted model, not a curated record. The transcript is spliced from 5 exons. Gene Ontology annotation, cellular component: postsynaptic membrane. Gene Ontology annotation, biological process: monoatomic ion transmembrane transport. NCBI's taxonomy places the organism in Eukaryota, Metazoa, Chordata, Actinopteri, Holocentriformes, Holocentridae.